AUCUCAUCUCAUCAGGCUUCCGCCAUUCCCAUCUCCAUCCUCAACCUCCAUCCUUCAUCGCUCAUAGAAGCAAGUCACUGGGGGAUUCAUCAAACAUCGUCAUUACUGAGUACUCGGUCGCCCGGCCGCAGAACACUCUUAUAGCAUCACCCCAACUCUCACAGUGGAGCACGCCGGCUCGGCAACGUCAGUCAACGGACCCAGUCCCGUCUCCAAACUGGUGCUUCAUUCUUUGAACGCUUUUGAUUCCUGUUAUCUUGUGGGAUUGACUCUGUUCACUUUACCGGCAUCAUGAAAGCUCUUACAGCGACCUUGUUGGUCGGCACUGCCUUGGCUGCUGUACCUCCACAGCAGCCGAUCCAAGUCCCAACCGAAGAUAGCGCUUGGGCUAAGCCCCUCGAGAACCUGAAGGACACCUUCAAGACCCUCGGCAACGACGCAAAACAGGCGUGGAAUGAGCUUGCGUCUGCAUUUCCAGAUGCUAUUAACGAGUACACCCUCUUCUCUGCCCCCAAGAAACACACUCGUCGACCGGACACCCAUUGGGACCAUAUCGUCCGCGGAUCGGACGUUCAAAGUAUCUGGGUGGAAGGCGCCGACGGCCAGAAACGUCGAGAAGUUGACGGCAAACUAGAGAAAUAUGAUCUGAGAGUCAAGGCUGUGGAUCCAUCAAAGCUGGGAAUCGAUAAAGUGAAGCAGUAUAGCGGUUAUCUGGAUGACAAGGAAAACGAUAAGCAUUUGUUCUACUGGUUCUUUGAAUCUCGCAACGACCCCAAGAAUGAUCCUGUUGUGUUAUGGUUGAACGGUGGCCCAGGCUGUUCAUCAUUAACUGGCUUGUUCUUGGAGCUUGGCCCCGCGAGUAUCGAUAAGAACCUUAAGGUUGUGCACAACCCUUACUCAUGGAACUCUAACGCAUCCGUCAUCUUCUUGGAUCAACCCGUCAAUGUUGGCUUUUCAUAUAGCGGUGGAUCCGUUAGUGACACUAUCGCCGCAGGGAAGGAUGUCUACGCUCUUCUGACUCUUUUCUUCAAACAAUUCCCGCAAUACGCCACACAGGAUUUCCACAUUGCAGGUGAAUCCUACGCAGGACAUUACAUUCCAGUUUUCGCGUCAGAGAUUCUCUCCCAUAAGAACCGAAACAUAAACCUCCAGUCGGUGCUCAUUGGCAAUGGCUUGACUGACCCGCUCACGCAAUACCCACACUACAGACCCAUGGCCUGUGGCGAAGGUGGCUACCCUGCUGUUUUGGAUGAAUCCACCUGCCGCUCCAUGGAUAACUCGCUUCCUCGCUGCCUGUCUAUGAUCGAAUCCUGCUAUAGCAGUGAGAGUGCCUGGUUGUGUGUGCCAGCUUCGAUCUACUGCAAUAACGCGAUGAUUGGCCCAUACCAGCGCACCGGUCAGAACCCAUAUGAUGUCCGUGCCAAAUGCGAGGAUGGCGGCUCUCUUUGCUACAGUCAACUCGGCUACAUCACGGAGUGGCUCAACCAGAAAUCUGUCAUGGAUGCUCUCGGCGUGGAAGUAAGCAGCUACGAUUCCUGCAACAUGGAUAUCAACCGCAACUUCCUCUUCCAUGGUGACUGGAUGAAACCAUUCCACCGUGUCGUUCCUGGACUCAUUGACCAAAUUCGCGUCCUCAUCUACGCUGGCGAUGCCGAUUUCAUCUGCAACUGGCUCGGAAACCAGGCAUGGACCGAUGCCCUUGAAUGGAGUGGCCGCGAGAAGUUCGCCAAAGCCGAGCUUAAGGAUCUGACUAUCGUCGAUAACGAGAACAAGGGCAAGAAUAUUGGAAAGGUCAAGUCAUACGGUAACUUCACCUUCAUGAGACUCUUCGGUGGUGGACACAUGGUUCCACUUGAUCAGCCAGAAGCAAGCCUUGAAUUCUUCAACCGCUGGCUGGGUGGUGAAUGGUGAGCUUGAAAGGAUAAAGCAUUUCCCGGUACCAACGACGCCCACCUACUCCUUUCUUCGACUUGUCCCUAUGCUACGAUAAUGUGUAGACACACAUGGUUUGCGUUUCCUUCUGCGUUUGCUUUAGAAUGAAGAUCGACCUCAGAAGGUCUGAGACACAUGGCUUAUUACAUAGGCGAAUUUGUGGUUUUAAGUAUAUCAUGAGGUGAUGGAACACUGGUUACUAUACAUAUCCAGUAGCAUAAUGCUUUAGAUUUCCAUUACUGUUAAACCAACAUCCGUACAUUGAUGC
Messenger RNA from Coccidioides posadasii C735 delta SOWgp, 2200 nucleotides. RefSeq lists its product as uncharacterized. Gene Ontology annotation, molecular function: serine-type carboxypeptidase activity. The record is from RefSeq and is a predicted model, not a curated record. Gene Ontology annotation, cellular component: fungal-type vacuole. Gene Ontology annotation, biological process: proteolysis. Lineage: Eukaryota; Fungi; Ascomycota; Eurotiomycetes; Onygenales; Onygenaceae.